CUGGAACCAUGCAUUUUUGUAUGGGCUGAAGGGAGAUAUAACCGAAACUUUCAUAGAGAUGAGUAUACGUUAACAAAGCUGCAACAAUGUCGUGCUGUGUAAAUUGGAAAGUUUCAAAAUAGUGCGCGCUCUCUCCCUCUCUCUCUCUCUCUCUCUCUCUCUCUCUCUCUCUCUCUCUCUCUCUCUCUCUUUAUCUCAGUAUCAUUAUAUCUCUUUCAUACACACUCUCUACCCUCGUCGGUCAACCCCAACCCACGUCUCUGCCUCUCCCACAAUAUUUCUUUCCCUCUAUUAAUCUGUUCCUAUUUCUCUCUCUCUGAUAUUGGACGAAGGAUUUCCCUGUCCACUCCGCAAUUUUGUCGGUCCACCUCUAUUUUUGCCUUUCUCCCUGCACAGUUCCCUGAAGAAUGGUCUUGGAAAGGCCACACGGCCUUGUGACAUGGCCAUACCAAUUCAUUUUUCGUUAGACUUGCUGUCUAUUGUGUGAGACCAUGCUAUAUUGCUAUACAUUUCAGCCCACUGGCCGCAUCAUGAUCGCAGACCUGAUCCUGUUCUGCCUGGUUCUUACCAUAUUAUUUGUUAUCGGAGUCAGCCUUUUCCAGCCCAGAAAAGGCAAGAUACCCGGUCCCCCAUUCCUGUACGGACUUCGCACGGUGCUCGCUUCCCUGAGGAAGAAUAACCUCCACGUCAUCGCGGAGACCUGGGCCAAACAGUACGGCGACCUGGUCGAGGUGGACGCCGGGCUCAACAAAAUCGUCUUCAUCAACGACCCAGAGCUCGUUCGACGUCUGUUCUGCGACCUGGAAUGGCGCGACAUCACCAAUGACCGGCCUCCCACCUUCAUGGGCGAGUACAUAUGCGGGAACUAUAUGGAUAUCCUGACCGCCAAUUUCAGCCCGGGACUGACGAAGAGAAGGAAGCUGUUUCACAACGCGCUCAAGUUUUACGGGGAGGGAGUCCACACGUUUGAGAGUCUCAUGCAGAAAACGACGGGAGAACUGGUGGGUAGAAUCAAACAACACGAAGGGAAUGUACCUCUCUUUCAAGAAAUUGUCAACUACAUCUGCUUCGUAGUGGGCGUAAUUCUGAAGGGGGAAAACACUACAGAUGCUGAUUUGGACAUUAUCAGAGAUAUGAAUACCAAUAUAAACAAAUGCUUCCGGUUUGAAAACGAGACGCUAAUGCGAUAUUUUCCCUUUCUCCGAUUCGUGCCUGGACUCCGGAUAAAAAAGAGUGUCGAUGAUUUGAUGUUUAGUGCUAAAAAAACAGAAGAGAAUUUUUUCUGGAAGAUUCGAGAAUCGUCUAACAGAAGCGAUGGGAAAGACAGCAAUGAUGGUGGCGGUAUCGUGGCUUGCCUAUUGGAAAUGCAAAAGAAAAUGCGAGAGGAAAACCUCCCAGACGCACCCUCUGACGCCGUGGUUGUCAAUUUGAUCAUCGAUGUCUUGGGAGGUGCUUACCUCAGCACGGCCAGUUCUCUGACCAGCCUGUUCCUGAACCUCAUCAAAAACCAGAAGAUCCAGGACCGAAUCCACGAGGAGAUCGAAGACGUGAUUGGUGAUGAAGUUCCAAGUUUUGAACAUCGGCGCCUCAUGCCAUACACGGAAGCUGCUAUCUUAGAGUCCUUCCGAAUCUCCAGCGUGUCUCCUUUCUCCGUGCCCCACUUCGCCAACAACGACUUUACCGUCGACGGGCGCACCGUCAAGAAAGGCAGCGUUCUCCUACAGAACACCUGGUACUUCCACCACAGUGAGGACCUUUGGCCGGACCCCUGGACGCUCAAGCCGGAGCGAUUCCUGGACGAGAGUGGUCAGCUGCUGGACUCUAACCACCCUGUCCGCCGGAACCUGAUCGUCUUUGGCACUGGACGCCGGAUAUGUCCCGGAGAGAGCCUUGCCAGGUCACGUGUCUUCCUCAUUCUUGUCACCCUGCUACAAAAGUACCGCUUCCUGCCUCCCUCCGGUGUUGAGCUUCCUUCAUCUUCCCCCAUAAACUGGACGCCUGACAUUGUUUUCUUCUCCGACCCCUACAUGUGCAAGGUCGAGGCUAAAUCUUAAGUCUGGCGCUCCAGAUACCUUGAGAAUGUUGGAAGAAUCACUUGUCAAAUCUAGGUCACAUCAAAGUGUCACAAUAUUUUAACGACAGAAGAUAUCAGUUGAGUAUGAGUGAAAGAAAGCACAUCGACACGACAACAACAAUAGUGUACAGGAAAAGCAAGAUAAAUCAGAACGAAACAACAGAGGAAGAGCACAGAAUCGGAACCUACCAAUGGCGGCCUCCGAGCACUCAUCCCUACACACACAUGAAGGUAGCAAGGGCAAAACGAGAGAUGUCAGGUUUCGUAAGUUUUGAGAAAACGAAAAUCUAUUUUUGAAGGUUUCUGGUCAUCGCUGUGCGCAUAGCUGAUGUUUUUCCUUAAAAUGACGUAUAUAUCUGCUGUUCCAAAAUCGAUAACAGCGAGAAAACAGUUAAUAAUGUCUUCAAUUUAGCGCGGGUCUGAAUCAAAUUUGAGGGGUGUUAUGUUUGAUUAUUUUGGAUACAAUAAUCUGUGCUCAAAUUUGAACUGGUCAGACAGGCACCGCUGCAUCAGCCAUAUUUUGGAGCAAUCCAGAAAAGGCAUGUUUCAUUUGAACAUAAUAAAAUAAUAUGUUAAAUUCAAGCCCACAAAGAUGCUUCAAGCUUGUUAUUGCAGGGAGUAUGGAGUUGAUUAUAGAUCUAGAUCUAGUACACCUUCUAAAAGAGGGUACAAACAAUUCAAAUUGAGAGGACAUCGGUAAAGAAACCUUUUAUGGAAGGGAGUAAGCAUUAACAAAACGGGGCAAAAUGUUGGAAAUGGGGAAACAGUUUGCGCGUCUGUCGUGACAACGCUACACAAGUCCGCUCGAGGACGUAGCAGUGAACUAGGCUUGUUCAAGUACCAGACUUUAAAAAUCUAAAAGCCUGAUUUUUUUUAAAAUGAAGCCACGUCACAUUUUAAUCAAGUGAGACAGAGUGAUAAUUUUUACGACCUGUUUUCUAAAACAAGGAGGCUCAUUUCUAAUGACUGGUAAAAGCAAUUCCAGGACUUCUGGGAACUGAAUCAGUUCUGGGGCUCAGUGGGGUGGCUCUUCGGUUGUGGGGCAAAAGAUCUGCAAUGGUUGAUGCAGUAUGGGGCAGCCGGUCACACUGCGGAACGUGUUUUGACCUGACUGAAGGGGCAUAUUUGCGAUGGCGCCAUCAGACCUUUAACAGAGCACUCAGGUGCGCAACACAGUCCAGUUUUGAACACAUCUGACUUUCCUUAAAACUUUUCUUUUCCUUUGAAUUGUCUCAAAGAUCAAAUCCAAAGCCUUUGGGACCUCAACAUGGAGUUUGUGAGAGCUACCACGCCGAGGCAGUGUGAGAACGCUACACAACGUUUUUGUCAGUACGUGUAUACGCAAAUACAUUGUACGUGAUGGGGUCGAGUGGAGCAUCUUUUGUAAAGAUGACAGUCCUAAUGUAGAUUUCUUUUUCAUGUAAUAAAUUAUUGUAACUGUCGA
This is a messenger RNA of Aplysia californica (California sea hare), 3518 nucleotides long. RefSeq names its product cytochrome P450 1A2-like. Gene Ontology annotation, molecular function: heme binding; iron ion binding; oxidoreductase activity, acting on paired donors, with incorporation or reduction of molecular oxygen. The coding region runs from base 492 to 2054 and encodes 520 amino acids. Lineage: Eukaryota; Metazoa; Mollusca; Gastropoda; Aplysiida; Aplysiidae. The transcript has a single exon. The record is from RefSeq and is a predicted model, not a curated record.